Molecule: messenger RNA, 10205 nt
Organism: Haplochromis burtoni (Burton's mouthbrooder)
Lineage: Eukaryota; Metazoa; Chordata; Actinopteri; Cichliformes; Cichlidae
Gene: tns1b
Product: tensin 1b
Exons: 34
Coding region: 2069-7588 (1839 amino acids)
Biological process (GO): fibroblast migration
Molecular function (GO): protein binding
Source: RefSeq, a predicted model, not a curated record
AUAUCACUCAAACCCUCAAACUCUUAAUCUGUUGAAAAAUAAAAUUAAAUAGGGGGGAAAAGGUAGCUAACAUGCUAAUGGAUAGUUGAGCUAGGAUACUUAUCACAUAAGUCUUCAAGGGUCCGCGUGAGUUUGAGUGACAUACAUUUCAUCAUUAGGUGAUGAAUUCGAGGGUCCAUGCGGAUGUCCACACGCCUGCUGCUCCUGCUAAGAACUUGCUUUAGACCAACAAUGCAUUCACCCCAGCCAAUAGACUUUAAGCCAACUUAAAUGGAGUGCAUCUGGUACACCUACUGGGCCAUCGGGUCAGCAGCAAAGCACAAUCAAGGCUUGAACUGAUUAGUUAGACUUGGUUAGGUUGGUAUUGAACAGUUUCUUUUUUCAGCAGGUUUGAUGGAAAUGAUUUAUGUGGGUAAGCUAAAUAAUUAGCUGCUAUCAAACUGAUAAGAGUCCAACUUAAUUAUUAAGCUUUACUUAAAUACAUCUGACAGCUUAACAACAACAUUUACUGGUAAUUUGCUAAAUAUUUGCCAUGUUUCACUCUCUUUUUUUGCAUUCAUUUACAUGUAAAGUUAUCUUGAUACAAUGCGAAAUUAUUUUGAUUGUAAGAAGUGACUCUUAAUUUGUACAUGUACAAAUGUUUGUUGCUUCCUGGGGUUGUUCAUUGUAGUGUAAAAAGUUUGCUAUUGUGUAAGUGUAUUUUUUAGGAUAAACUCCUUGAACACGUACAGUCUCAUUUACUUGGGGUUAUUUUUUGUUAACAAUUGGGAUUUCUGGACUAAAGUCAUACCAGAUGGGCACACCAGAUAUAAAAGUGUAACCAUCUUCACAUUUUCCAACAUCUUUUUGACAUUUUAAAAAAAAUCUGUGGCAGGCUAUGGAAAAGGCUGACUGUAAGAAACCACAGAGCGGGAACAAAAAGCUAAGAAUAUACCCAAAUUGGCCUUAACGGCCUAUCUUAUGGCCUUUUCACCAAAGAGUCACAGUCUUUCUUUUCUGAGUUCUCUGAGGGGAAGCAAUGAAAGUGAGCUGCGGUUGGGAGGUUUUCCAAAUAAAGAGCCAACUAUUCCAUUUUCUGAAUUCUUUAAAUGGUAAAUUGUCUCAUGAUCAGUGAUUAAAUUGGGUGAAAUUGCAAAUUUAAUGCAGAGAAUUUGGAUAAUCACAAGCCUCCUUUUGUAAUUGCACACACUUUCUUGCUCUUCCUCAAAUGUAAAGCAAGUUAGGAGCCAUUGCUUUCAAUUGCCUUCCACUUUAUCCAAUAAGGAAAGCUAGGCACCCAACUAAUCACUCAAGAUGCAAACUGGUUCAGAGGCUCCAUGCACCAUUUAUGAUUGGUCAGAAUCUGCCAGUCUUCAUUAAAAAAAAAAACCCUGAAAGCUCCAAAUGCACCAGCAUCCUCCACUGAGUCCAAAUACUGCAUUCAUUUUAUUCUUUUUAGGUUCUUUCACUGCAAACCUCAAACAUGAAGCGCUUGAAUUAUCAGCUGGAGCAUACCAGCUUUGUAGUAUACAUCAUUAUUUAAACUGUGAUGACGGACUGCUUGUCCACUCAACACAUUUCUGAUUUAUUGUUCUUUCUCUCUUCAAGCCAUCCCCCCACUGUUCUACAUUAAAUUUAAGACCCCCCCCCCCUCCUUUUUCCAUCACUAUAAGUGCCUCAUUCUUAACCAGACGGCUCUGCCUGACCCAUCCCACCACCGCCCACUUCUGAGUUCCCCUCUCCUAAUCUUUUUCCUCCUCAUGCUUUGAAUGGCAGAUCCUGCAGCAUCCACAGAAAGAUGGAGGGAUGCUGUAGGGAUGCUAGACAAGAGAGCGAAGAAGGCAUUUACGAGUAAUGUGCACUUUAUGGGAUCUCCAGUUUUUUAAAACACUAGAAAAAGGUACCUUUUCUUGGAUUGGAUGAAAAGCCAUUCUGGGAUUCUCUCCAGGUCACACUGCUAGAGUCUUUGCACCUCUGGACACGGCUCUUGAAGGGCAGGCUAGAGAGGGAGGGGAGACAAAGCAAGGAGAUACAGGAUACGGUAGAGGACGCGAGGAGGUUUUUGUUUUUUUUGUUUUUCCACGAGAGAAUGGGCGGACUAGGCUGGUGUCUCGCCACCGUCUUCAGUUGGGCAAAAUUUUUCUUCUAUUGCAUCUUUCCUUUCUGGAAGCCAGGGAAAAGCAAAAACAAGCCAGAGGAGUUGGAGGCUCUUCAUUCCCACACGUUCCGGGUGAAGACUUUCAAGAAGGCAAAGCACUGCAGCGUCUGCAAACAAACCAUCAUCCAAGACGGAUUCAUCUGCCGAGUGUGCCGAAUCGCAUGCCACAAGAAAUGUGAAGUCAAGGUGUCCUCAUCUUGUGUUCCAGCAACAAACUAUGAGUUGGCGCCGAGCAGUGACCUCCCUCUCAAACAUGUAGACACCAUGGGCUCAACAAAAUCCUCAAAGAGCAUGGAGUCACGGCGCAGGCCAUCGAGGAGUGCGAGUCUGCUGCAGGCCCUAGAGGAGAGCUACGAGCUGGACCUGAUCUACAUCACAGAGCGGAUCAUCUCUGUCUCCUUCCCCAGCAAUGUGGAGGAGCAGAGCUACGCUGCCAACCUGAGGGAGGUGGCCUCCAUGCUGCGAUCAAAACACGGGAACAACUACCUGCUCUUCAACCUCAGUGAGAAGCGCUAUGACAUCAGCCAACUCAAUCCAAAGGUUCUGGACUUUGGCUGGCCCGACCACCACGCUCCAGCCUUGGACAAAAUCUGCAGCAUCUGUAAGGCCAUGGACACGUGGCUGAGUGCGGACAGCCACAAUGUUGUGGUUAUACACAAUAAGGGCAAUCGAGGCAGAACAGGAGUGGUGGUGGCGGCUUACAUGCAUUACAGCAACAUAUCUGCCAGUGCCGACCAGGCUCUGGACAGGUUUGCCAUGAAACGCUUCUAUGAAGACAAAGUGCUUCCUGUGGGUCAGCCAUCUCAGAAAAGGUAUGUGGAGUACUUUAGCGGCUUGCUGUCCGGACACAUCAAGAUCAACAACAAGCCGCUGUUCCUCCAUCACGUCAUCAUGCACGGCAUCCCCAACUUUGAGUCCAAGGGAGGUUGUCGUCCUUUUCUCAAAAUCUACCAGGCCAUGCAGCCCAUCUACACAUCUGGGAUCUAUAAUGUCCAGGGUGACAGCCAGACCAGCAUCUGCAUCACCAUUGAACCUGGCCUCCUUCUGAAGGGGGACAUCCUGCUUAAGUGCUACCACAAACGCUACCGCAGCCCAUGCCGAGAUGUGAUCUUCCGGGUACAAUUCCACACCUGCGCUGUUCACGACCUGGGGAUUGUCUUUGGGAAAGAUGAGCUAGAUGACACAUUCAAAGAUGAUAGAUUUCCAGAAUAUGGAAAAGUGGAGUUUAUUUUCUCCUUUGGACCAGAGAAAAUACAUGGUCAAGGUGUGGACCACCUGGAGAACGGGCCGAGUGUCUCAGUCGACUACAACACUCAAGAUCCCCUGAUCCGCUGGGACUCCUACGAAAACUUCAAUCAGAACUGCGAGGACACCACAGAAGGUGAAAAUGAAGUCAUUCAUACCCAAGGACCCCUGGAUGGCAGCCUCUAUGCCAAAGUACGCAAAAAAGAAUCUGUUGACGGAGCAGUCACAUCAAACGGCCUUCCACCCUCUGCUAUUGAACAUGCUUUACCUGCGGUUGACCAUGCCUUGUCUGUGAGCAGCGACUCAGGAAACUCUACUGCCUCUAUCAAAACCGACCGAACUGAUGAAGCAACAGCAGCCCCUCCGGCUUCCACAGUGAACCAGACACACAUUCCUGUGGGUGAGGAGUUACCCUCGGUCCAUCAACACGCUCCACCUGCCCAACAGUCUAUCAGUCCGCAAGAGAAAAAGGAGCUAGAGCAGCUACUGAGUGGCUUGGAGGGGCCCAUGCACAGACAGGCCUUCCUAUCAGCUCCAGCAUCCGCUGUUGGAGGGAUGCUUCACCUGGUGCCCGCACAGGUCCAUGUUAAUGGGCAUGGUAACAUUGACCGUGAGACCGACAUUCUAGAUGAUGAGCUUCCUACCAGUCAAGAGGGCAACAGUGUUGACAGCCUUGGGACGUUCUCUUCCACAGAUGGGCGGGCUACACCAGCUGAUCUCUACUAUCAGUCUGAGUCCAUUAUCAAUGGUCAGGACCACGUGCCAUAUCUGGAGCGCAACGUCCCAGAAAAGCCUCUGGAAACCGUCCAACCACAGCUUGGCAUAUCUGGCAAGUCUGUCACGUUGCCCCACAGUGAUUCUACCCCAUUCUCUGGUAGUUACAUGCCUACUCAGAAUGGCAGUCUGUACCGCUCUCAGUCUUUUGGUGCAGAGUUAAAGUCAAUGCCACAAGCUCCCACUCGCACCACUAGUAGCAGGGAUGCCGUCCAGCGUGGUCUCAAUGUUUGGCAGCGGUUCGGAGUGCCAGAAGAGCCAGUAACUGAAGGCCUCACUUUUAGUCCGCCUCCCACUGUUGCAACCAUGCCCAGCCACCACAGCCUGCCACAGUUCCCUCAUCGCCACAGCGCUUCGCAACAAGAGAUUGAGCAAUCAAUUGAAACUCUUAAUCUCCUUAUGUUGGACCUGGAGCCAGGCCGUUCGCUGGUGACAAAGUCCCAAAGUGCUCCAUUGCGCGAAAACUCUGCUGUAGUGACCACACAGCCAUCCUUUUCUCAGAACCAAACCAGGCCCUCCUACCUGCCUGAUUCCACCAUUCACACCCAUUUUUCAGGCCCCAUGUCCAGCCACUCAUCACCGCCUGUGAAGCCUAGUGCAUCAGAACCUGCACCUGUCCAACGAUCUCCGAGUUACACCUCUGGAACAGCUUCAACAAGUACUUCCUCACAAGCCUCCCCCACUGUAAGUUGCCAGAUCAAGACAGUCAACACUUACCCACCAACAACGCUGCCCCAGUCUGCAGAGGCCUCUGAACCCCAGAAAAGCCCUAGUGCAUCUUCAGCAUCACCCCAGCCAAGAGACAGUGAGCCUGAUGAGGUCUUUAACAUUGAAGGUCUGGUGGCCCAAAGAGUGGCUGGCGUCCAGGCCCGUGUGUCAUCCUUGGAUGAGCCCACAGCUGCUCCCCGCCGUCGCAUCACCAGCGAAGGCCAGAACCAGAACGGACCAGAUGACAGUACGUCUCCUGAUGUCCCACUUCGCUCUCCUAUUCGGUGCGUUUCACCAGAGUUUGUCAACGCCAUAGCGAUGAACCCCGGUGGACGGCCAAAGGAGAAAAAUAUGCACAGCUAUCGAGAGGCCUUUGAGGAGCUGGAAGGAGGUCACAUCAGUCCUACACCCACAGUUGGUGGUGAGGUGUUUCCCCAAACCCCUGCCUUCCCCGUCUCACCGCAAACCCCUUACUUCAACCUAUGUCGCUCCCCUCCUGGUCUUGCCAAGACUCCACUGUCAGCCCUGGGUUUGAAGCCCCACAACCCAGCAGAAAUCCUCCUCAAUCAAACAGGCUCAGAUGAUGAAAGCAGUGAGGGUGAGGAAGCACCAAGAAGCUAUGUGGAGUCUGUCGCCAAGUCAGCAGUGGCAGGAGGAGAGCCAUGCACAUCACAUAGAAGCCUUACUCCGCUGGGAGAUGCUACAACCAAGCAGAGAAGUCAAAGUCCCACCACCACUCACACACUGAACCCACCUUUGUCCAGCAGCAGUCCCAUACAGAGCUCACCGGGCGAUCACCCUGUAGCAGAGAGCAGUGUUAGCACUCCGUCCCAACCCACUACUGAUUCCGGGUUCCGCUCCCAGCCUACAGAGAGUGCCUACCCCACUCCUACUCCAUCAUAUCAAGCCUUGAAUACCCCCACUUCAUCCUACCUGGAUUCUAGCUCUCCAACCUCCUCCUACCUUGGCACUGCAACACCCACACCACCUUACCUGGGUCCCAGCACCUUGUUAGGAAGCUAUGCAUCCUCAGAUCCCAACCCGCCCAGUUCAGAACCAGUUCAGACCACACUCGGCCAUGGAAGCCCCAGUAAACAGAUCCAGACCAACAUCAUUGGCUCUACUAACAACCCCGUCCUCCAGCAGCGCCCCAGUAGUAAUCAGGAAGUUCCCGCCAUGAGCCAGCAGACAUCACCAGCUAAUGGCUUUGAAGUGGGCGUGUCGGGUCUCAGUGGCAGUCCCGUCCUCGGUCAUUGUCCAUCUCAGGGAGCGCAGAGCAGUCCAGUCCUCAACAGGCAGGCUGCUAUGGGGCCAGGGCCCCAACAGAGCCCAGUCCUCAGCAGACAGCCGUCCCUCGGUCAGCCUAUUCAGAGCAGCCCUGUGCUCAGCCGACAGCCAUCGAUCACACAGGCUCAAGGAAGUCCGGUGUUGGGCCGUCACCCCUCCAUUUCUCAGAUGUCCCAGAGAAGCCCCAGUUUAGACCGUCACCCCAUGCACAGUGGUUACACGACACCAGAUGAACGACAUGGGAACCUGUCACGACAGAGCAGUUCUUCGGGCUACCAGGGACCACCAACUCCCUCAUUCCCCAUCUCACCUGCAGGCUACCAAGAUGGAGGGAUGAUGGGGAUGGGUUUAGGGUUCAGGCAGGGCAGUCCAGCCCCUGGAUUUCAGCCCCAGCUUCCAGAGAAGAGGCGCAUGUCAAGCGGCGAUAGACCAAACGGAGCGCUGUCCUAUGGCACGAUGAACGGGAAGAUGAUGCCCACAAUGAGUGGAGGAGGCAAUCCCAGCUACUUCCACACACUUUCUGACUUUUCAAGGUUCACUAUGACUGAUGGAAGCCCCGACAGCAGGCUGAACGUCAAGUUUGUUCAAGACACGUCCAAGUUCUGGUACAAACCUGACAUUUCCAGAGAGCAAGCCAUCAGCCUGCUGAAGGACAGGGAGCCCGGAGCCUUUGUUAUCCGGGACAGUCACUCCUUCAAAGGAGCUUAUGGCCUAGCCAUGAAGGUGGCGUCUCCUCCACCCACUGUGCAUCCGAACAAGAAAGGUGACAUCACCAAUGAACUGGUGAGGCAUUUCCUGAUCGAGAGCAGCCCUAAAGGAGUGAAGCUGAAAGGUUGCCCCAACGAGCCUUACUUUGGUUGCCUGUCUGCAUUGGUCUACCAACAUGCUAUAACACCACUGGCCCUCCCAUGCAAACUAGUCAUUCCCACCACAGAGCUCACUGAGGAAGUACCAGAGGUCACAACAGCAAACCCGAUGGCUGAAAGGCUGAAACAAGGAGCAGUGCUGAGGGCCCCUGCUGACUCCCAUGCAUGCAAUGUUCUCUACAUCAACUCAGUGGAGAUGGAAUCACUGACAGGGCCUCAGGCUGUCGCUAAGGCCAUAUCUGAGACACUGGCUGCUGCUUCUCCACCUACUGCCACCAUUGUGCACUUCAAGGUGUCCUCACAAGGCAUCACACUCACUGACAACCAGAGGAAGCUUUUCUUCCGACGCCAUUACCCUACCAACACUGUCACGUUCUGUGAUAUAGACCCUCAGGACAGAAAAUGGAACAAACCUGAGGGAGGAACAGCCAAGCUGUUCGGGUUUGUGGCGCGUAAGCAGGGAAGCACAACAGACAACGUCAGCCACCUCUUCGCCGAGCUGGACCCUGACCAACCUGCCAGCGCCAUCGUCAACUUCGUCUCGAAGAUGAUCACCUCGCAGAAACGAUGAGCGCUGUCAGCAAAAACCCCUCACGCUUUUUUUUUCAAAAUAACUUUGGUUAUUUUCCUUCCUUUUCUUUUAAACCUCACAGACGCUCUCGGCUUUCAGUUUUACGUAUCGCUUCAUUUUUCCUGCUCUUUCACAUUUAAGCCAACGCGUGUGUAGUUGUGAAAGAAUGAGUGCGCGUGUGUUGAGAGUGUGUUCGUGUGUGCGCGGCUUGCAUGCGUUUGCUUAUAAUCUUGGAUGGACUCCAGAAUGGACCAGAGGAAGUGCAGGAUGAGGCGUGGCUGUGUGUGACAAUGGGUAAGGGAGGCGACUUUAACCUCCCGGGCAGGGUUAACUCAUGAACAGGAAGAGGGAAUGACAUUGUGUGCAAAUGUUAUUUUUUUAGCAACUGUUUUAUUUUUUGUUUUUUUAAAAAAAAGAAGAAGUCAAGUAGUGUGAUGUAAAAGGUGGAUUGUGAAUCUAUCAGGCUUUUUUGACUGGUCAACCAAAGAUUUUAAAAAAGCAGUCAGGGCGGGUAUAGCGUGCCACUGACUAUGAGGGUCGGAAGUAUUCUUUUGUAAAACAAAUAUGGCUGCUUAAACAAAAAAUACUGUUUCUUUCUGUAUGUACUGAUACUGUAGGUCAAUUCUGCACCGUUGCCAUCUUGCAAAAAAAGAAAAAAAAAAGAUUUUUUGCAGCUGGUAAGGGUUGUGUAAAUACUCUAGAUUGCUUUUUUUGAGUAGGACUGUUCUAGAUAACAUUUGGUGCCUGACUUUCUUAACUAAAUGCACAGCUUUUAAAGAAAAAAAAGAAGAACCUAAAACAUAUCCACGCCGUCUUAAUAUAUGCAAAUAGCCAAAAUACCACAGGUCCUUCCCUGUUCGUAGUGUAGCUAAAGAUGCGACUGAUGUGCAGCUUGAGCCUGAAGAGAUCAGCUGAACCUUGCAUUCAGUGAGACCACAGAAAAAACAUUAUAGAACAGGCCACUGAAUCACUGCAUCCACAAGGCAUUGAUUGUAUCAGAGAAGCGUGGAGGAGGAGGGUUUGCUUCCCGUCUGCCACCAUCCUCUGUUCAGCCUCCGCAGCCACACCGUUCACUCAUGAUUGAAGGGCCGAGGGCAGUUUUUGUGAGGACGAUCUUUAUUUUAAAGAAAAAAGAUUUAGUCCUCCAAAUCUGCUCUGCACUUUUCUCUGCUCAAAGUUUCCAUCGAUGAAAGAAGCUCUCACCCUACCCAAAAGUAAGCUAUACAUAUAAAUAUACAUAUAUAGAUAUAAAUAUAUAUAUAUAUAUAAACUUCCAAACAGUGACUUAAGAUAUUUAUUUUUGUUGCUUUGUUGCUCUAUAUUAUCUUGUAUACAUGUAUUAUAAAGUAUACAUCAAGAUUACUGAAAGCAAGAAGAAAAGAUUGCUUUUAUUUUGGCUAAAGUCAAGUGCAUUGACGUAUAUAAAGGUGUAAAGUGUGUGCAUUUUAAAAGGGGUAUCACUGUUGUUUUUGAAUGUUUUUUUCACAGCAUUAUUUUCUUUUGUUAACAUUCUUGUUGUUUUCUUGGGGGAAAUAUUUUGUAUGAAAAAUGGUUGUUACUAAAAUCCAAAUUGGAGUUAUCCUAAAGUGAUGCCAACGCCGCUGUUUUAUUAACUUAAAACCUGCCGAGAAAAUACGUUGUCCAAGUUUAGAGCACUUAAAAUGUUAAAGUAUUAUCCGUGUUUUUGUUGUCAACCGAGUGGAGGGGAGCUGUUGACAGACCUGUGUCAUGUCCCUGCGUGUAUUCAGGCAGACUAUCGGGGGUCCUUACUUUCACACUGCCUCACAGUAGGUCUGAGGCUUUUAACAGCAAAACCAAGUCAGUUUAGUAAGUAGCUGCUUCCCCCGUGUGGCGCAAAAGGAUCACUACAAAGGAGCCACUUUUAAUUUAAUACAGUGUUUUAGCUGUGAAAUAUUGAGUUAACACAAUUUGAUCACUGACAAAACUUAAAUGAUUUUGUAGUUUUCUUGACAAACAAAAUUAUUUUGCUUUUUCAAUUUUAAUUAAAGGAAUGAGCGGCAAUGAAAACUCCCACCUAUGGCAGCAUGAUGCAACAUAAGUAAGGGUUAGUUUGGGGGCCUAUUUGGACUCAAACCUACGUCUCCAAAAAGGAAAAAAGCAACGGAGCCCUUCCAGGAGUUUUAUACCUGACUAGAAUGUUCCAUUAUUUAUUAGCAGGAGCUUGCAUGCUCGACUCAAAUUGUAACCGUCGGCCUGUUGACUAAUCUGUGCACAGCAUCUUCAUGACUCAUUUAAACCAGCCUUUCCGCAGAGAAGCCCAUAGGAAGAUAUCAGUGCGAGUUUCACGUGACGACUGCCUCUUGGCUCAGCUUAUAAGACAAAUAAGCUUUUUUGCCUACAAACUCCUUCUUGAGGGGAAAAAAAGAUAAAAGACUUCCUAACCAUGAAACUGAAUGUCAGUCAUUUGUUUGCCAAGAUGGACACUCCAGUGGCGUCUGCCCACUCUAGACAGAUCAGUCUGGACCCAAGAAUGUGUGUGAAUGAGCUACUAUUCCUGUAUAGAGCUUUGUCAUGUUGUUUUGGUUUGCUACAUUGUAUGGCUUUUACUAUUUCUGAUGGAAAAAAAAAACACAUUAAAAAGCAGUACAAAUCAAAA